Molecule: messenger RNA, 1707 nt
Organism: Scedosporium apiospermum
Lineage: Eukaryota; Fungi; Ascomycota; Sordariomycetes; Microascales; Microascaceae
Exons: 4
Coding region: 1-1707 (568 amino acids)
Source: RefSeq, a predicted model, not a curated record
AUGACCAUCCCCCCUUGCACAGAAGGCAAACACUCGACCACCGACAAACCCCCCGAGCUCGAGAAGAAACCACAAACCUCGGAUGCCGAGCUAGCAGCCAAAAUCGACCGACUCAACGCCUCGGCAGAAGCCCCAGCGAGGAAACCCAUCACUGCGCCCCAGCACAUCCCGACCCCUCCGCCCCCGGCGCCCGAGUCCGAUGAAGACGAGGAGGGCGUUGAGAUUCCGGAUGGCAGGACGUGCAGGAGGAGGGGAUGCGGGGCCGAAUAUAAGGCUGGGAGCUCGAGGGAGGGCGAGUCUUGCUUGCAUCACCCCGGUGUUCCCAUUUUCCAUGAGGGAAGCAAGGGGUAUUCGUGCUGCAAGAGGCGGGUGUUGGAGUUUGACCAGUUUAUGAAGCUUGAGGGAUGCACGACCAAGAACAGGCAUCUGUUUAUUGGUAGCGGGAAGAAGAAUAAGAAGGAUAGCUCCGGCUCUGGCGAGGAAGUGUUGGAGACUGUCAGGACCGAUUUCUACCAGACAUCCUCUACAGUCAUCGCCUCAUUCUUCCUCAAAAAGAUCGUCAAGGACAAGUCGACGGUGAAGUUUAGCGACCAGGCCAUCGAUCUCGACCUAGUAACGUCGGACACCCCGCCUAAGAGAUAUACGGCCCUGGUCCCGCUCUUCGCACCUAUUGACCCGGAGAAGACCACUUUCAAGAUACUGGGGACCAAGCUGGAAGUAACCUUAUUCAAGGCGGAUGGAGCCUCGUGGCCGGUUUUGCGGAGCGAUGAUACUCAUACGGGGGAGAUACUACAGAUCGGAAGGGCGGGCAAGCUGCAUACGCUUUUGCCUAAAGCCCUCUCGUUCGCCAACAUCAUCAAUAAGAGCCCGGCCUACACCUCUGCGACGAGCUACACACCUCCUCCCCCAUCCACAUCCACCACCGGCACAACGACAACGACAACAACAACAACAACAACAGCAACAUCCACCUCCUCCCGCCGAAGCUCCUCUCCGCCCCGGCCACCCGUGAGCCCCAUAACACCCACCCUAGCCUCAGCACGCCUCCCAACGACCACCGCCUCCUCCACCGCACCUGCCGCCGGCACCACCGCAAACGACAUAAUGGCCACCCUCCCCCCACGUCAAACCUUCGCCCACGCGCAACCCAACCAAAUCGGCAUCGCGCCCCCUCCCCCGCGCCCCAUCUCCUUCGACGAAAACCCGGACGCCCUAGCGCUACAGAGCGCCAUCGCCGUCUUGCAGAUGCAGAAGCGGCGCGCUGAGGAGGACAUCCGGGCUUUACAUCGCGCCAAGGGGGAGGCGAUGCGUGAUGCUGAGGGGUUCGUGAGGGAUUUGGCGGCGGGGCGGAUUAAGAGCGGGGAAGCCUUGGCGUUUUCGUCCGCCGACGGUGAGGAGGAAGAAGAGGAUAUGGAGAGGAAGACGCCAACAGGCCCGGCAUGGAGGAAGUUGCCUGGGAGGCAGGACGUCGUCAGGUGUCCGCCGAUUAAUUGGGCGCAGUAUGCCGUCGUGGGCGAGUCGUUGGAUAAGUUGCAUGCCGAUCAGAGGGCGAGUCCGUCGCAGGGGGUUCCAGCCACGAUAGCCCCGGAUGGCACGUACGAGUUUAAGGGCGAGGGGGAGAAGGCGCCGUUUGUGGGCAUUGCGGCUCCGUAUACGCCUGGCAGGGACAAGUUGACGGAUAAGAGACCGAAGGCGCCGAGGAGAUGA